Molecule: messenger RNA, 2325 nt
Organism: Funneliformis geosporum
Lineage: Eukaryota; Fungi; Glomeromycota; Glomeromycetes; Glomerales; Glomeraceae
Source: the annotation of a GenBank genome assembly
AUGAAUGUCUUAAAAUCCUUGAGCAAAUUUAUUUGGGGAAACCCCGAUAACCCUGAACUCAUAAAGAUAACAAAUGGUGAACUUUACCUUGUCAGACCAAAUAGUUUAAAAGGAAACCGAGAGUGCAUUUUUCAUACCGCUCAAGCUAGCGUUCGGCGUACUGGGGCCGAUUGGCAAUAUCAAAUAGUUAUCAUCGAUGAAGAAAAGGUUUUCCUUAUAGAUGAAUCUCUAAAGUUUCGUAAAGGUCAAUUCGAAGGUCUUGCCUCAUUCUCUUGGAGGGAUUUAUCGGGAGACCCUGAUGAUUUAUUUGAAUUUGUUUGUGACAUAAAUAUUACCGCUCAUACCGUAAAUACCUUUGAAUAUACAGUAUAUAACUGUAUGUUUGAACGAAAAUUCCAAUUAUCUCAUGACGAAGCGACGGAAGAAGGGAUUCAAAGUUUUAUUUACGAGCCAGGAAAGAAAGAUGAUCAAAUUGAUAAAACACCACCAUCCACUCCAAAGAAUGGAAGAUCUAUUUCAAACAGUCCAUACGCUACUCCAACGUCAGCUAGUACGACUCCGAAGAGGGCGCGAAAUGCGGAAAAUCCAUCCACCCCCACAAAGGAGGCCAUUAUACUAGAGCUCCCUGGCGUCGGCUCGUUUAAAACUGUUUCGAUUAUUGAUGUUGAGGUCGAAUUACACGUCUUUGAUCCACGUACUGCCACAUUUUUAAUGCAGUCACCUCUAGCAACAACGAGCAUUUUAAGAGGGAAUGGUUAUGAAUAUUGGCUCCUUGUUGAGGAUGAUAAUCAAAGGCAUGUGACACAGAGAAUAGAACCGAGAAUGAAUCCGGUGUUCAAUUCGACACAUCACUGUUUUAUAUGGGUACACUUUGAUGGAAAUAAUCUGAUCCAUUCCUAUUUAAUCAAAUUUCUUGGCUCGGAUCAUGAAACCAGCUUUAAAAAGAGAUUCACUUCAGCUAUGUAUGAAACUUUAAACGAGACGAAAGCCAAGGAAGAAGAACAGGAUUAUCUUAUAAAUGCAUAUCAGGAUGAAGAUGUCGAGAUGAGUGAUGCCAGGGAUUCAGAUGAAGAGGAAUCAGGAGAAGAGACGGAUUCAUCAGAAGAAGACAAUGAUGAUAUCAACACCGAAGCUGAAGAAGGAGACGGUGUUAACACCCAACUUACCGUUGGUCAUAAACUUGAUAGAUCUUUUGUUCUUAAGGGCAAUAAAAUUGGUGUAUUUAAACACAUUGACGAUGAUAAGAUAGAAUUUUCUACUAAUAUCAAUAAUAUAUCGACACCUAAAGGCAAAAAAUUUAAUCCUUCAAAGAUGAUGUUGCAUGAGGGUGAUUCUACCAUGAUUCUGAUGGAUGAAAACGAUGAACAUAAUCUUUACAAGAUGGACUUAGAAUAUGGAAAAGUAGUAGAAGAAUGGAAUGUUCAUGAUAUAGUUCCUGUUGCAAAUAUUUUCCCAAAGAGCAAAUUCGCUCAAAUGACGGGAGAAAAAACAUUAAUUGGUUUAUCACAAAAUUCGAUAUACAGCAUCGACCCUCGCUUGCCGGACUAUAAAUUGGUAGAUGAAAAACGUCGGCAGUACGUUACAAAAAAUGAUUUUCUCAGUGGAGCCACUGAUGCGAAAGGUCAUAUUGCCGUGGGAACUGCUAAAGGAGAUAUCAAAUUAUUUGAUUCGCUGGGAAAGAUUGCAAAAACAAAUUUACCUGCCAUGGGAAGUGCUAUUAAAGGAAUCGAUGUGACAUCUGAUGGUAAAUGGUUAAUUGCUACUACCGAUAAAUAUUUGCUGUUGAUAAACACAGAAAUCAAAUCCGAUCAUGAAGGUAGAACAGGAUUUGAAAAAAGUUUUGCAAAAACAGAAAAGCCAAAAGCCAAAAGGCUACAAUUGAAACCGGAACAUUUAGCUCUUAUGGAACAUGAUGUUAAUUUUACGCCGGCAAGAUUUAAUACCGGAGAAUAUGAAACCGAAAAAACUAUUAUCACUAGUACUGGACCAUUUGUUAUCACUUGGAACUUCCGACAAGUCAAACUAGGCAAAUUAAAUGAUUAUCAUAUUAAACGCUAUAGUGAUGAUGUAGUCGCAGACAAUUUUAGAUUCGGACAAGAUAAAUCAAUUGUUGUUACUUUGCCACAUGAUGUUACUUUAACCAGAAAGAAACAUUUAUCAACUCCGACAAAAUCUAUCCUUACACCUUCAAUGGAGUUUUAUCUGUUGCAGAAUUUAAAAAGGUGUCACGAAGGUGGUGCAAUUUCACAAGCUGAUGCAUUGAGGCGAAAUUACUUACCAGAAAUUUAUCAACAACAUAUUGAUGAUUUAAAAGAAGUUUUUUGA